AGUUGUACAUUAACUUUGAAAAUAUUCGGCUCCGAAUAAAUCAGCGGUCAUGGCGCGUCGCGGAUGUUGUAAUCUUUUCACUAUUUAAGGGACGGUUCGAAAAAUAGGCGACAGAUAAACUGAGUUUCUCACAGUGAACGGUAGUAACUGAAACGUCUCAAGUUUCGAUUGAUUGUCUGACUAGUCAACCAACAAAAGGACCCAACUCAAAAAUGAAAUUCUCAACGAUCUUGUUUCUCGUUAUUUUGGGACUUGUCUUUGUGACGGCGACUCCGAUCGACGAUUCUGACAUUUAUGGAGGUGCUGUAUCAGACUCCGCGUCUCCGGGUGAAGACCGUUCGUUCGUCAAGAAAAUCUUCAAAAAGUUUAAAAAAAUUCUAUUCUAAAAUCCAUUGUCUAAAUAUAUAAAGAUUAUUAUCACCUAUUGUUGAAUACAGUCAAAAACGACGAGACUUCAUAUCGAUUAUGUUAUCAUGUGGAGUCAAAAUCUAACAUUUUAUCUUAUUAUUAUUUUUCACAACAUAGCCACCGACACUUUGUUAUUCUAAUUGUUACAUGUUAAUUUAGUUCCUAUGGAUAGUUGUAUGUAAGUAAUGUUUUUUCUAAAUAUUUUCGAAUAAAAAAAAACUAGCUGUAUAUCACAAAAUUCGAGAAUUGUGUACCUCCGAAAUUUGGGUUGAAAAUUCAAAUGAAAAUGUUUCAAGUACAGUGGCUAUACGCCUGACAUCAGGCGAUAGCUGGUCGGCCACCAUAUCAACCCCAAUAUUUAUAGUGUACCAUCUGUAUAUCACCUGCCGCUAGGCAACUGAUGCCUACUCCAUUAUAAACAAAACAGUAUGGUUCGUAUCAGCAUUAAAGAAGUGUCUGUAAAUUAAUCGCAAUCCAACCGUGAGAGAAUAAAAAUAUAAAAAAUAUGCUACGAGUAAGAUCACAGAAUCAUAUUUGCGAACAAGAGGCUAAAUUUGUUCAAGAACGAAUAUCCAGUGUUGAAAAACACUUCGCCGAAUUAUGCACGACUUUUGCUGCGUACACGAGAAAAACUGCGAGACUACGCGAUAAAAAUGACGAAGUUGCAAAAGUCGUCCAAACUUAUGCAGAAUCUGAAAAUAUUAAUCAAUCCCUGAGCAACGGUCUCGCGAAUUUCGCAACGACGAUGUCGGUGAUCGGUGAUUACAGAGAUGCUGAAGUUCAGAGACUCGAUACUAAAGUGAUAUCUCCACUAUCGCAGUACUCCGUAAUAUGCAAGCACGCUCGUGAAGACGUAAAAAACACAUUUUCAGCACGGGAUAAAGAACUAACGAGACGAAGACAUUUGGAUAAAUUAAGAGAACGUAAUCCUCGAAAUCGUCAGAUGAUCUCUCAAGCUGAGUCUGAGCUAAUGAAAGCUACUGUUGAAGUAUCAAGAGUUGUGAAAGGUCUGGAGGAACAGAUCGAUUCAUUUGAAAGAAGAAAAUUACACGAUGUCAAAUCAGUCCUGUUGGAUUUUGUCACCAUAGAACUUGGCUUUCAUACCAAAGCUAUUGAGCUUCUUACUAAAGCAUAUCAGGACCUGGCUGAAAUUGACGAAUCUAAGGAUUUAGAGGACUUUCAAGUAACGCGAGGAGAUAUGAAUGGGGAAUUUAGGGAAGUGAUGCGUGUACCAGAUUCAGUAACACGACUAGAUACCGUCAGAAGAACUUCGUUUAGGCAAGCUUACUCGCUCACAAAUUUAGCUAGCCGGUUUACAUCAUCUCCAAUAAUUUUUAAACGACCUUCAAACCAGCCCACGGAAUCCCUGGUAAGAUAUUUGAUAAAAAUUGCUAGUUUAAAGUCUCAAAAUUUGAGAUUGGAACAAAUUUUUCAGGAUUCUUUGAAGACUGGAUUUACAAACUCCAAUGACUCUGUGAGGGUUGAGGACUACGGGCAGAGUUCGGAGGAAUCAGACUCUGAAUCAAUCCAAGAAAUGCCAGUGAGACACAGACAUAAAACAAUGUGAUUUGAAAACUGAAAAACGAUUAUUUAUGGUUUUAUACUACACCCCGUUACAGGAAUACCCAAUAAAGUACUGCACCCAGAAAUCACAGCAAAGCAGACUCAGUCUGAAGGCAGUUCCCCCUACACCCAACUACCAAAAAUCCCUCACAUCCUCCGUAAUCCACAGUAUAUCUUACACAUAGUGACUAGCCUUAGAAUUCAAAUGAGAUAAAUUGUUAAGUG
Athalia rosae (coleseed sawfly) is the source of this 2196-nucleotide messenger RNA. It is a transcript of the gene Fam92, whose product is annotated as CBY1-interacting BAR domain-containing protein 1-B. The coding region runs from base 914 to 1975 and encodes 353 amino acids. The transcript has 8 exons. The record is from RefSeq and is a predicted model, not a curated record. Gene Ontology annotation, cellular component: ciliary basal body; ciliary transition zone. Lineage: Eukaryota; Metazoa; Arthropoda; Insecta; Hymenoptera; Athaliidae. Gene Ontology annotation, biological process: cilium assembly.